Messenger RNA from Peronospora matthiolae, 2430 nucleotides. The record is from the annotation of a GenBank genome assembly. Lineage: Eukaryota; Oomycota; Peronosporomycetes; Peronosporales; Peronosporaceae.
AUGGCGUCCGGAGACCCGCGCGCCGCCACGAUCGCUCUGGCCCGCAACUUGCUCUCGUCCGUGCUCUCCUUAGCCUUGCCAAGUGAAUCUGAAAGUGACAGUGCGUCUCUACGCUCGUUCCUGACGCAGCAAUUGCCGCCUCUACGUGAAGCUCUCGAGCGCCACAACGUCUUGGGACUCGUGACGGACGGGAAAGCCUUGACGAAAUGGCACUUGAAGCUGCUGCAGCUCAUAGGAGGAUCUAAUGUAUCGCGUUGUGUGGGCUGGAAACUGAUGCUGACGACGACGCGUCAGAGCUCGCUGGAACGACUGGAAACGCUGGCUGUCGAGCUGCUGGAAAGAGUCGGGAAGCUCUUGAAGCAGCUGCUGUCUAGCAAGGAAGAGGACGAAGAAAUACAAGAUGCCACUGCUGCUGCGUGUGGUGUCGCUGAAGUGCUGCUGCGUCAUGUGGACAGGUAUAACCCGGACAUUCGUCGUGAGGUGCUGGAGCACCAGGCCAAGCUGGUACAGCCGCUGGUGGCGCUUCUUCAGAGUAAACGUGAAGGCAGCAAGAUGAAGGUUGUGGUAAUUGCAGCUUUUGACUUGGUUGCCACACUCUUGCGCGCGUCUCCGAAUUCGUUGAGGACGUAUGCAGUAAAGAUCGAGUCUGCGUGUGCGGUUGCACUAUUUCCUGAUGGUCGUGAAGACGGAAACAAUGAGGUCGUGGCUGAGAAAGCUGUUGUGUGUCUGGCGUUACUGUGUAACGCGUCUGACAAGCCGCAGCAGGUAUGGAUGUCGAUGGCUCAAAAAGCGUUGGAAGCUGCGCACCAGCAGCUGGAUUUGUUUGCGAGCAAGCGCUUGACGGUGCCUUCCACCGACGCGAUGGCGGGAAAAAAGUUAUGGGUGCGGGGAGCGGCAAGUCAGCAUUUAGCAACGUACCAUCGUGCAGAAGCGACGCUCGUUAGGAUGGUCAGUGCAGUGAGUGCACUGUGUGAACUACUGAACGCACGCACUGCAAUAGCAAGUCGUGGACAGAUCUCUGAGCGCGAGGCGCAACAGAUCCUACCUGAAAUCGUGUUAUUUGCUCGGCGCGCUAUGGGUGUUCGUGCGCACGAAGUGGGCAAGCACACGGGUGUAUCAGAUGAUGGCGUGCGCCUUCCGGUGAGUGUCAUAUAUGCCAUGAUUCCGCGUGUUUAUGUCCAAGCUCUGCGUGCCUUGAGUGCAUCUGUCGAACGCACUGGACUCUGUGCUUUGCGCCAUGCUAGCAAGAUCACACGCGUUCUUUUACUUGCUUCUGAAAAUGUGGGUGAUGGAGAAGAUUUGCAGGCCUUGGCAGAUACUACGGCGGUUUGUGUGCGCCAUCUGGGUGCUAGCACUGUUGAAAAGUUUGGUGUGUCUUUGCUGAAUGAGUUGGCCACGCGUUGUAAGCGCAGUCUGGAUGAGACAACAAGUGCUACCAAACCGACAAACAAUCUGGUUGCGAAGCUUGCAGUGCAGCAAGCGGACAUGAAGAAUAAUGGCAACAAGAGCAAGAAGCGGAAACGUCAGGCGGCUGCUGCCGCAACUAUUGCUGCACUGAAUGGAGGGAACACGUUUGCAGGCCAGACAGCUUUCGUGUCGAUGCGUGACGAGGCUUUUGUGACGCAGACCCUCAAGGCAGUUAUAACAGCUGUCGCUGGUUGUGUGAGUGUGUAUGGAUGUCUGCUACCAGAGGAUUGCCGUUCAUCGGUUCGAGGACUGAUGCUCGAAGCGGCCCAGCACCGGCACAAGCUUGGGUCAGGUCACAAUUGUGGCGAGUUUGACCCCGUAGCGGUAGCACUUUUGUCAGACGCAGUGACUGCCGAUGCCGCAGGCUCACACGCUGCCAAUCUGCUUUAUGGUAUUCAGUACUGGCAGCGCCGCAGUAUUUGUAGUGGCGGAUCUUUGUCGGCGCUUCAGCAGAUAGCACUGAAUGUUGGUGAGGCGAUGUUGCACCCGCGCGCACCUCCAUUGACCAUCAACUUUGAACAAGGUGUCAGCAAGGAGCAGAAACACGAUGGAUUUCGUGGACCUAAUUUGAAAGCGGUGGUGGGGUCCACUGCUUCGGAAGAUGCCAUGGAAUGGGAUGGAAGUGAGCACGAUGACAGUGGUGACGAAGGUGCGGAUGAUGGAGAACGAAUAGCGAAGGAGGAGUCGACUGAGUCGAUUGAGCCUGCUAUUGUGGACGACGAAGAGGAUGAGGACUACGAUGAUGCCCGUCCGCAAGAUUCAAUAGAGGAACCGAUGGAGGUUGGUAUAGAGGAGGAAGAGAGCAAAAUAGAUGACGAAGACGAGGAGGAUGAGACGUUAGUAGAGCUCGGUCGGAACUGCGCGGACGUCGAGAAAGUGUCAAACGCCAUUAACGGGGCCCACGGCGGUGAGGAUGACGAUGACGAUGAUGACUUCCCUGACAUUGUUGUCGACGAUGACUAG